Molecule: messenger RNA, 1948 nt
Organism: Daphnia pulicaria
Lineage: Eukaryota; Metazoa; Arthropoda; Branchiopoda; Diplostraca; Daphniidae
Product: homeotic protein Sex combs reduced-like
Exons: 5
Coding region: 784-1647 (287 amino acids)
Source: RefSeq, a predicted model, not a curated record
UAGAAUACAGAAAUAGAUAGUAUUCCCAGUAUUGGCUGUCCCCCAGGUGAUCUGACACAAGCGAUUUCCUUCCAAAGAAGAAGUACUUAAAAAAAAAAAUUACAAAACCCCUCAGCGAAGGUCUCGUAGACCAACGUUUCGAAAUAUUUCCUCCCAUCAUAUAUAUGAGGAUAGAGUGUGGGCUGCGCUGAUGUAUAUUUCGAAAGCCCCUGGAGUCUCUCUCUCCCUCCUUUCUGUGGGAACAACGUUGCCAAAUGCUGCUCCAAGAUGGCGGUUGUUUUAGGCUCCUCCCCUUCUCUUGCUAGGACCUACGGUUUAGGUUUCCCCCUUGCGUUCGAGCUGCGCGAUCCAGUCUUGCUCAGUAAGCUACCGGAGGUGGUAGAAAGUGUAUGGUCCACGCGCGUGUGUGCAGUGAGUGUGUAUGUGUACGGUGGGGCUACGUCACGCAGCUGGGUCAUAUCGAACCUGAAUAUCGAAUGAUUGCAUAUAUACAGCUUCUCUCUUAUUCAUUAAACUCUUUUGGACAUGAACUUGUUAGCAGUGGUGGUGGAUCGAAUUGUAUGAGCAUCAUGGAGAGAACCAACUAAAAGUGCACCCCAGCUCAGUGUCGAGAAACCACGUUGUUGCCGCCACUGCCGUCUGUGCGUCGUCGAGCUUGGAUAUAUAUCUCUGUGUGCGCUGAGCCUCGAAUCUAUAGGAUUACAUAUUCCCAGUCGAGUUGAAAUCAUUCCUGGAGAACAAGAAAACUACACUACCCUUUUACUCCCCCGAUACCCAAGUUGAAUGGAGUCUUCCCACGUCGGAGGGUCGUCGGCGACCAACAACAACAGCAAUGCACGGUCGUCUCCGCUCGGGCUCCGAACUCUGACCGAUUUAAUUCCGGCAGCUGGAAGGCUGAGUCCUGUCCCGUUCUAUCGUGUGGCCAAUUCGAGAUCUCAACAAGAAACGAAGGCGAGUACGAGUCCUAGUAGGAAAAGGGCCCGACUGGCCUCGGGAGGUGGAGGGGCGGUCGUGAUGGGUAGUGGCGGCGGAGGGGGUGAGUCUAGGACCACUCCAUCCCCGCCGCUCUUAUCGGCGCCUCCUCCCGUUGUUGCAACAUCGCCCCGAGAGCGUGAGAAUCAAAAUCCGCACGUUGGAGGAGGCCCUGGUGUUCCAAGCGACCGGGAUCGACGGAGACAUCCAUCGAGGAGUUCUGCCCGUUGCGUACCUAGUCCACAUCUGAGACGGUGUCGAUAUCGGGAUGGCAACGGCGGAGCUAGCGCUGCUAGCGGCGUUCAGCGACUAGGAGCUGGUCCGUCUCACCACCACCAGCAACAACAACAACAGCAGCAACAACCUCAACAACAUUCGCCCGGCAACAGCGGCGCCAACAACGGGUCGGGUGGCGGCAGCAAUAACAGCAACGGUGGCGGGGGCAACAACGGCCAGCAGCAGCAGCUCGCAGCCCAAUCGGUGGCGGUGGCAGCAGCGGCGGCCGCGGCCGCAGCCGCCCUUCAUUCGGCUUCCUCUCAUCACAACAACCCGGGAAUGGUCCUAGACUUGAGUCAGGUAAGUUCCUGCGCUGCUUUCUGCAUUAGAAUAUACCCUGCAACAACACAGGUCCUUCUAGUCUCUACCCGUCCGUCCGUGUGUUGUUGUUGUUGCUAACCGGUCGAUCCCCUUUGCGCGAUCCUUUCGCCAUCUACUGACUCGAGCCCGAACGAUCAAUCCUACGACGCCUCUCUUUUUUUCAACAUAACUUCUACUAUUUCCAUUCGUUGUUUUUGGCCUAGAAAAAGGGAAAUGGGCUUCCCUUCGAAAUUUUUCCAACCAGAUCCCCCCUCAACAACAACAAUAUUCUAGAGCGACGGUGAAAACGCGCCAGAAGAGAAGGCGCCCUAAAGUUCCUUCUUCUUUUUAUUUUCUUCGAGUUGUUGUUGUUAUUCCGCACGAUUCGAAAGAGAUGGAA